Messenger RNA from Sclerotinia trifoliorum, 1894 nucleotides. The record is from the annotation of a GenBank genome assembly. Lineage: Eukaryota; Fungi; Ascomycota; Leotiomycetes; Helotiales; Sclerotiniaceae.
GUGAAUUCUUGAUUAUGAGGAGGCAUGGAAAUGAGAUGGUUGAACUUUAGGCGGUGAGAAUAAGUAGGGCAGAAUGGACUUGGUUGGAGCUUUAUUAGAAUUUCUGAUAAUCAUUUGCGACAUGAGAAUCGAAUAUUUUUGCAUAUGACCCAAGGGCUUGUUUCUUUGAUCGGCAGUCAUGCGAUGAUACAUUCAUAUCCAGAAUGGAGUUUCCUUCCAAGUCUUUGACACAACUUACCGGGUCCAAUGGUGUGUACAACAUUUCAUAUUCCAAGUUUUGCAAGACUGAUAUAAUACCAAAGGGCCUGUCCACGCAUUAACCUACUCAUCUUCUCCCUCGACCUACAUCCUAACAGGCUCCGCUGACCGCAAUAUUCGACUAUAUAAUCCUUCGCGACCCGCAGCUUCCUCUCAGCCUACUGCUCCCCAUCAACCUCCUAAAACUACCCAAUUGAUUCAAACGUAUUCUGCGCAUGGUUAUGAGGUACUGUCCAUAGCAGUCGCGUCUACAAAUGCUACAUUUGCUUCCUGUGGUGGGGAUCGCAGUGUGUUUCUUUGGGAUGUACAGACUGCAAAGACGAUCAGGAAAUUCGGUGGGAAUAAUGGGCAUACAGCUCGGGUUAAUAGUGUAGUAUUUGCAGGAAGCGAGGAGAGUUUAUUGAUCAGUGGUGGGUUUGAUAGAAGUGUGAGGAUUUGGGAUAUUCGAGCGGGCAACAUGAAACCGGUCAUGAUCAUGGAAGAUGCCAGGGAUAGUGUCAGCGCUGUUUUGGCAGGGAAAGGUGGAGAUGAGGGGUUUGGGGGUGGGGAGUGGGAGAUUGUUAGUGGGAGUGUGGAUGGGAGGGUAAGGUGGUACGAUAUUAGGGUGGGGACUUUAGAGACGGAUGUAAUUGGCGCGAGUGUAACGAGCUUGAUGAGAACAAGGGAUGGUAGAGGUGUCCUGGUGGGAAGUCUGGAUGGGUGUGUUAGGCUAAUGGAUAGGGAGGGUGGGGCAUGCUUGAAAACUUAUAAAGAUGAGGGAUUUAAGAAUCAGGAGUACAGAAUCAGAAGUUGCUUCGGUGGCAACGAGAAGUGGGUGCUAUCAGGAAAUGAGAAUAUGAAGGGACCAGAUGGAGAAGUCGUAGUUUGGGAAACAUUGACUGGAAAUGUUUUGCACAGGGUUAGGGUUGAGGGUUCGGCAGCCGAGGGAAAGAAAAAGAUUGGUCGAGACGGAAAGGAGAAGGAAAGGACGAACGUUAUCAGUGCCGUCGCCUGGAAGGAAAAUGGUAGAGGAGAUCAAUGGUGCUGUGCUGGUACCGACGGGGUGGUCACUGUUUUUGGACCUCCAUAAGUUCAACACCCUCCAAUCAGAUCCCAUGCUCUUUUACAGUUAGCAGUAUGGAAUCAAUCGAGAGCACUCGUCAAAACGUUUCCCCACAACAUGGACUUUGAAAUGAAGUCGCCUGCCAAGCUCGAUGCAUUCUUUCUACCAGAGGAAAAAUGCCUCAAUCUCUCCGCACGGCGAAUCACUUGUUCGGAAAAGCGUAAGUCGACUAUGCCCCGUUUCCGGUUCGGUGACUUGCCAGAAGGAGUUGACCUCUUACGUUAUCAGCAAAAGGCAUGGCCCCAGUUUAAUUGACAACGAAGCGCUAGCAAAUUGUAAGGCUAUCAUAUACAACACAUUGGAUGUGACAUUUCGCUCCAAAACCAACAUCCUCCGAUGUAUGCAAAAACGAUAGUCACGCAGAAAAUGCUUUAGUGCGUAUCAUCCGAAGCAUCCGAUAAGCGUCUGCGGGGAACGUCAUUUUGACAACGACAACACAUCUUAGAUCUGCUCGAAUAAAGCAGCUACCUAGUACAUAUUCACGAUAAUUUCAUAUAGAUAGAUACCCAUUCAGCAAUAGCAUUUCAUAGAACA